Molecule: messenger RNA, 1802 nt
Organism: Ceratina calcarata
Lineage: Eukaryota; Metazoa; Arthropoda; Insecta; Hymenoptera; Apidae
Product: inositol hexakisphosphate kinase 2-like
Exons: 9
Coding region: 1-1398 (465 amino acids)
Biological process (GO): inositol phosphate biosynthetic process; phosphatidylinositol phosphate biosynthetic process
Cellular component (GO): nucleus; cytoplasm
Molecular function (GO): inositol hexakisphosphate kinase activity
Source: RefSeq, a predicted model, not a curated record
AUGUUGCUUGACUUUUAUCAAAACAUUCCACAAGACAUCCAACUUUUUGCCCCAAAAUUUAAAGGUGUUUUACAAGCUGCAAAUAGUGGCGAAGUUACAUUAAACAAACGUUAUAGUCCCAGUUUUAGAGAACAAGAUAACAGACAAGGGCACAGUACAAAUAAAAAAAAGAGGGAAGAUGUAUUAAGAAUGAAAGUUUGUCGUGAUAAUACAUUAACCGGAGCAUUAAAACCAGGAAUGCAUUUGGAUAAUAUACCAAACAGACAGUAUUUUCUUUUGUUGGAGAAUAUAACAUCCCAGUAUUCUCAUCCAUGCAUACUGGAUCUUAAAAUGGGGACCAGGCAGCAUGGUGAUGAUGCAUCUGCUGAAAAACGUAGCAAGCAAAUUGCAAAGUGUGCUGCCAGUACAUCAGCCUCAUUGGGAGUUAGACUAUGUGGAAUGCAGGUUUAUCAAGCUGACACGGAUCAUUACGUGAAAAGAGAUAAAUAUUGGGGGCGGCAAUUAAACGAAGAAGGUUUCAAAGCCGCAUUGUAUCGAUUUUUCCAUAAUGGUUUUUGUUUACGAACGUUGGUUAUUGAAAAAGUAGUGUCGCGGUUAGAACAACUGCGACGCGCUAUCGAAAGACAAAGUAGCUACCGAUUUUAUGCGUGUUCAUUGUUAGUCGUUUACGAGGGUCAAAUGAAUUUUCCACAAUUUGGUAAUUCAUCAUCCGUGUUACAAGUAGACGAAGAGUCGACCAGUUCUAGCGCCGUGAGUGACGGCCCUCAUACGACAGAUGGAUGUUACGACGGUGACAUAAGUAACAGUUCCACAGAGUACAAUGUUUCGAUCGAAGAGGAAAUCGGUAAUACUACUACGUUGCACAAAGGAUUUAACGAAGGGGCCAAAAAUAUCACCGGUUUUUACCCGACAAGCGAGGAGACAGUUUUCGUCGAUCCUGCGGACAGUUUGAUAGACAGAGUACUUCAGUCUCCAAGAUACUCCGAGAAAGAAUGGAUGGUAUAUGGCAGUUCGAAUGAUGAAUAUUGCUACGAACAAAGUUCGGACAAUGACACGCAAGAUACUAGUUCCGACAUCGAAAUUAGCUCCGGAUCGAAGCGACAGAAACACGAACAUCAAUUAUUUCACGUUUACGACAGUGAAGGUAGAAUACAUGGGGAGCUUGGAUGUACCGAUGUGUCGAAUAGAUACACAUCUUAUUCCUAUUCAAAGAAAAUGAAACCGAAACCUCAAGAUGCACAGGUUGAUGUGAGAAUAAUCGAUUUCGCGCAUACGUCUUUCGUUCACGGUUCUACCUGCAACUCGACUUCCAUGGUGUAUCAGGGACCUGAUUCUGGUUUUCUAACUGGUCUUGAUAGCUUAAGACGACUUCUUCUGGAAAUUUUAACCGAGGGUUAAUUUAAGCAUUAAACAAGAAUCUCGAUAGGAACACGAGAACACCAAAUUUUCUCGCUCACGCUACCAACAGUGACGAUAAAGUUCUGUCAUAUAAUGCGACUUGUAAAUAUGUAUUUCGAACUUAUCAUUUUAUGUAAUUAUAUUUUGAUGACGAGAACGUACGUGAGUGAAGUGUGUGUGUGUGUGUGUGUGUGUGUGUGUGUGUGUGUGUGUGUGUGUGUACGAAUCUUACAAAAGUGUGAUGGAAGUGAAAAGUGAACGAAAUUCACAAAGUAUUACGUAAUUCACAGAUAAGUAUACGAACCAUGUACAAUAUUCUGCGAUAGAAUCGAGUGUUAUAUGGUUUCUGUAUGUAUAUAAUGAUUCUUAAUACAAAAAUAUUGGUAAAACCUACUUUAAAGAAA